AUGGGGCAGCGUACCACGCGCACCACCAUCCCGGGGCUGCCCGGCGUAGCAUUAAUAUCAAACAAACAAGACAAGGGCACGACCUUCGCGCUGGAAGUCAAAAGAGACGACUGCGUCGACUUCACGCUUGACCUGAGCGGGAGCGACUGCGAAGUCGUCGAUGCCGACGGCGCGCGAGUCCUGCGCGCCAUAUCAACACGCGGCACGACGGUGCUCGGCGCUGCCGUCGGGCCGACGCUGCGCCCGCGCUUCGAGUACGCCGUACAUCAGCUGCGGCCUCGCUCGCCGCAGACCGUGGUCGAGGACGUCGUCGAGCAGGGCCGCCACGACAACUGCUGGCUGCUCGCUGGUUUGAUAGCGGUCGGGCCGCGCGAUCGCCUCUGCGUCGGCGGCCUCUGGACCACGACGACGCUCGCUCCGGACCGGGCGCUCGCCGGAGCGACGCGUCGGGGCCACGCACACGACGCCUUAUCGGUGCUGACGGGCUGCCCCGUCGACGUGGUCCGCUCCGGCGAACGCGACGCGGAGGCGCUCUGGUCCUGGGUGGCCGAGGCGGUGCGACGCAAGGACCCCGUCGUCGUUUCCACGCGACGCGUCGACGACACGAGCCUCGCGCCGGGCCACGCCUACGCGGUCGUCGACGGCCGCUCGCUCAACGGCGAGCGCUACUGCCGGCUCCGCGACCCGCGCGGCGGCCGGCCGGCGACGGCCGCCGGCGCGGCGCUCGCGGGCGACGCGCCCCUCGCGCGCGGCGAGCUCUGGGUGCCGUUCUCCGAGCUCUUUGCCGCGCACUCAGCUGUCAGUUUGGCACGUCUGUCGUCGCCGCGCGGCGCGCCGUGGCGCGUGGCACGCACGCGGGCAGCGCUUGCCGGCGGCGGACCGACUACUAAAGCGCUCCGCGUCGAGUGCGACCGAGCGGCACUUUUGCGCUGCGCCGUCCACCAGGAGGAGGACCUUACUGACCUCGGAGUAGCCGUGCUUGAUCUCUCGACGGACGCAAUCGUGGCGGCUACGGUCGCCGGCAAGGCGCGGACCGCGGACGUCGGCGUCACCGUUGGCCCUGGCGUAUACGCCGUCGUGCCGACGGGCGGCCGCUUCCUCCCGAAGGACGGGCGCCAAAAGGUGGGCCUGGUCGUCCAUUCAGAUGUCGCCGUCAAAGCCAGCGCCGCGCCGGCCCCUGCCGCUGGCUUGACCAGCGUUUUGUAUGCGGGUGUGACACACCACCUCGACGGCCCGGGGCGCCUCGUCGUCGCGCAGUCCCGCAGCGGCGUCGAGGCUGUCGUCGAAAACACCGACGCGGCGCGAACGUUGGACCUCCGCCUCGACGGGACGGGCUCCGUGAAUCUGGAGGGCCACGCCGGCGCGAUGACUGUUGCCGUGUCAGUGGAACCGGGCGCUGUCGCCCACGUCCUCUCCGCCGCGCCCGUCCAAGCGCAUGCCGCCUGGACCUGGGACGCGACGUGGUGCGCGAGCUGGAGUUAA
Messenger RNA from Pelagomonas calceolata, 1482 nucleotides. The record is from the annotation of a GenBank genome assembly. Lineage: Eukaryota; Pelagophyceae; Pelagomonadales; Pelagomonadaceae.